Prunus armeniaca (apricot) is the source of this 726-nucleotide messenger RNA. The record is from the annotation of a GenBank genome assembly. NCBI's taxonomy places the organism in Eukaryota, Viridiplantae, Streptophyta, Magnoliopsida, Rosales, Rosaceae.
AUGUCUAGAAAUCCCUUACUUGAACAAGUGAGGUCUUCAUUCCAACGUUCGAGAUCUUUGAACACAAGACCAUCUUUGCAACCAAACCGGGUGAUCUCUGAAAUUCAGAAUCGUCUAGAAAGAGAGUUGGCAACUGCGAAAGAGCAAGCCAUUGCCACAUUUGAAGGUCUUGCUAUCCACACUGACCUCCCAGGUUCUUCACCUUCAAAUUCGGAAUCAAGUUCAGACCAAGAAGAAGAAGAAGAGAUGGCUGCCAAUGAGUUCAUGGGAGACCUUGAUAUCCCAACAAUUCCAGCAUCCCCUUCAAGCAUCUUGCUGCCCACCGCAGCUCGAAACUAUGAGCUUAAAUCUUCUCAUCUUAAUAUGUUGCCUUCCUUUUAUGGUUUACCUAAUGAAGAUCCAUUAACCCAUAUAAAGGAUAUUUUUAAUGCUGUGAGCUCUUUUCCCUUGACAGGUGUGACGGAAGAUCAACUUCGAAUGAGAGUGUUUCCUUACACUUUGAAAGACAAGGCGAAAUAUUGGUUGAAUUCUUUGAAGCCUGGUUCACUCACGACUUGGGGAGCCAUUCAAAAGAAGUUCUUAGAAAAAUACUUCUCCACGCAAAAACCGACAUGCUUAGGGACAAGAUCUUACUAUUUGCACAACAAGAUGAUGAGUCAUUUUGUGAAGCAUGGGAGAGAUUCAAUGGGCUGCUCAAUCAAUGUCCUCAUCAUGGGAUUCCAUUGA